Messenger RNA from Pleuronectes platessa (European plaice), 1160 nucleotides. Its product is annotated as protein lifeguard 1. NCBI's taxonomy places the organism in Eukaryota, Metazoa, Chordata, Actinopteri, Pleuronectiformes, Pleuronectidae. Gene Ontology annotation, biological process: negative regulation of apoptotic signaling pathway. Bases 117 to 989 code for a protein of 290 amino acids. The transcript has 6 exons. The record is from RefSeq and is a predicted model, not a curated record. Gene Ontology annotation, cellular component: Golgi apparatus; membrane; endoplasmic reticulum.
CGCAAACAAUAGGGAAGUGAAGCAGAGAAUAAAUAACACACACACACACAAGUUCUUAUUCCAGAGCCUCCUCACCCAGCACUGACCUGUGACCAGCAGAAAAGGGCUCCUCCACAAUGGCGGACGCAUCAGACCCAGAAAAGUCCUCAUCACCACCAUCACCACCACCUUCGUACUCCUACCAGCAGCAGCCCCCACCAGCCUACUCCCCAGUCCCAGCAGAGUACUGUCCAACCAUGACUGAGGCGGCCUGCACCAGUGAGCCGGGCCCUGUGAACGAGUCGUUUAAGGACACUCUCCCAGAAACCCAGUCCGACCCGACCGCCCCCACAGAGCCGUCUGCUUUUGAAGACCAGCUGGUGAGGAGAGGGUUUGUUAGAAAGGUGUUCAGCAUCCUGACUCUGCAGCUGGUCUUCACCUUCACUGUGGUGUGUGUGUUCACCUUCUCCAGCGUGGUGAAAGAGGCGGUGCAGGAGAACCUGUGGGUCUUCCUCAGCUCCGUCCUCAUCUUCGGCGUGGUCGUGGUCCCCCUCGCCCUCUGUGAAUCCUUCAGACGUCGGUACCCUUGGAACAUCGUGGGCCUGGUUGUGGUCACCCUGAGCUUCUCGUACAUGGUGGGAACCAUGGCCUCGUUCUACGACACUGAUGUUGUGUUCAUCAUGAUGGGAGUGACGCUGGUGAUCACUGUGGUAAUCAUCGCCUUCUCAGCACAGACCCGUUAUGAUUUCACGACUUGUUACGGUAUUCUGCUGAUCCUGUCGGUCGAAAUCCUCAUGUUUGGAUUCUUCGCCAUCUUCUUCUCCAACAUCGGUGCCAUCGCCUACGGGUGUCUGGGAGCUCUGGUGUAUUCAAUGUUUCUCAUGAUUGACUGUCAGCUGAUGAUGGGGGCGAUGAGCUACCGCCUGGAUCCCGAAGAAUACAUCAACGCCACCCUCACCAUCUACCUCGACAUCGUCAUCAUCUUCCUCUGCCUACUGGGGAGGAGGUGAAGCUGAACACCCAACACCAAACAAACACAACAAACACAGACACACACACACAAAGACCCACACUCCAAAUAACAUGAAAAUGUCCUUUAUUUGUAUUGUUAUGUUAAAAGCGUAACCACAUCUGUGUUUUUUACAGACUGUUUCACAUGAAUAAAAAAAUGACAGAAGACA